Molecule: messenger RNA, 1989 nt
Organism: Ylistrum balloti
Lineage: Eukaryota; Metazoa; Mollusca; Bivalvia; Pectinida; Pectinidae
Exons: 1
Coding region: 1-1989 (662 amino acids)
Source: RefSeq, a predicted model, not a curated record
AUGGCAGGGAAAGGCAUUAAAAACUUACCCGAUUUCAACCCAUCAGAAGCAGGGGCGCCGGAGUGGGAACUCUACAAGCGUGAUUUUCUAAUACAUCUAAACGCUUUAGGACUUGAUGAUAAACCCGGCAGACGAAAGGUUGGUGCUUUGUUAUCAAACAUGGGCAGAGACUCAGUGAAAAUAUAUGAUUCAUUUGUUUGGGCACCGGAAGUCCAACCUAACGAGGAUGCUGGUAUUCAGGCACGUGCUGCUGAAGAUAAACAUGACUUGAACACUGUAUUCAGAAAGUUUGAUCAGCAUUUUGGUGUUCACACAUACAGAAAUAUUAAAAGGCAAGAAUUUCUAAACACCAAGCGAGAGGCAAAAUCGAUCAUGGACUUUAUUGCGACGUUGAAACGGAAGGCCGAACAUUGUCAGUAUGUGGAACAGACUGAGGGGCUCAUAUGCGACAUGGUUAUCAAUGGCGUAAACGACAGGAAAUGUUCAGAAAAACUUAUGGAAAUUCCCGUCGCAGAUUUAACACUUGACAAAGUAAUUCAAACAUGCCGCCAAGUUGAGUUAACUGCAGCACAUCUGAAGAAUCUUGGGGCUGAAAAUCCAAAUGUAAACAUGGUACACAGAAGUCGGGGACGUGGUUCGACUAGGCAUAAGAGAGAUAGCGAAAGGAGCUACAAGGGAGACCACCCAUAUUGUAAAAGCUGUUGUAGACAUCAUGAAUAUAAACAACGCCCUGCGUAUAAUAAAUACUGUGACAACUGCGGUCAAAAGGGUCAUUUCAAGGCAUCCAGUGUUUGUAACCAGAAGUUUGACCGCGGUCGGACAAACCGUAGACCAUACAGAGGUGCGGGUAGAGGACACAGGGGCACUGGUAGAGGACACGACAGAGGAAGUGGUAACAAAAAGGUACAUUAUACCGAAAACCAGGAUGCCAGUCAGGACAAUAUCAGUGAAAUAUUUGAUCAGUGUACUGUGCAAGAUGUUUUCAAAACUGACGUGUUUAACAUCAAACAUCACAGCGACAAUGACUGGAAAGCACAUCUCGAUGUUAAUGGUCAAACAUUAACAGUUGAAAUCGACAGCGGAGCGCGAUGUAAUGUUUUGUCAAAGGACUCUGCGAGCAAAUUUCUGUCAGAUUCCCAGAUCGAGGAGAGCGAUGUAAUUAUAAAUGGCGUUAGCGGCAGACCGUUGAAAGCGUGCGGAAUGGUAACCCUCCCAUGCGCGUACAAAUCAGUCAAGCGACUGGUCGAGUUUCAAAUUUUGGACACUGCGACCAGAGUAAAUCUACUAGGUAGAGAGGAUUGUGUUCAGUUUGGACUCAUAGCCAGGGUAAACGAAGUAGAGCUAACUAUGGAAGGGAUAUUCCGUAGCUACGAUGACGUCGUAGGUGACCAGAUUGGGUGCAUACCGGGCGAGUACGAAAUAAAGAUAGACAAGAGUAUUACACCGGUUAUUCAUGCGCCGAGACCAGUACCUGUUAUCCUUCGCGAGCAAGUAAAGGCAGAGCUAGACAAUCUGCAGAAAUGUGGUAUCAUCUCUCCCGUGGAACAUCCAACUGAAUGGGUAAAUAGCAUGGUGUGUGUGAGGAAGAAAAACGGAAGAGUCAGAAUAUGCAUUGACCCAGGAGACCUUAAUAAGGCCAUACUCCGUGAACACUAUCCAAUGAACAGUAUUGAUGAUAUUGUAACCCGCGUACACGGCAGCAAAUACUUCUCAACCCUUGACGCUAACAUGGGAUACUAUCAGAUAAAGUUGUCAGAACAAAGUUCAUUUCUAACCACAUUCAACACGCCGUUUGGGCGUUACCGGUACCUACGUUUACCUAUGGGUCUGAAAUGUGCUGGAGAAGUUUUCCAACGCGAAAUGAUUACACAGUUUGGCAACCUGGAUGGUGUUGAGGUAGUGGUGGACGAUGUGCUGGUACACGGUAAGACAAUUGAAGAGCACAAUGCCCGUUUAGAGAAAGAGAAAGGUCCGUCAACCUCAAACUAA